AGGCACAACGUCAGCAACACGGAAAAGAGCAGAGAGAGAGAGACAGGCAGAAUCAGAGGAAACACCAAGGUGUGAUGAGCGAGGGGAAGAGAGAACUACAGUAGUUUCGAAGAGUUUGAAUUUGAAUUUAAGAGGGAAACAAGAUAGAGAGAGAGAGAGAGAGACACGCUGAGGGGUGUGUCAUAGCAAUUUAGUUCCUCAAGGAAGUGCAACUCAACAUUAUCUUAAGAUAGGGUGGCAGCACUGACAGAAGCGCUGUGGGAGGGCUGGUUUUUUGGGUUUUGGUUCUGCUCGUGGUGAAGAUGAAGGGAUCUCAUUAAAUCAACUGGCCUGUGCUGUCAACCUGAGACACAGAGUAGAGGGAGAGAAAGAUAUCUGACAAAGACCAGGAGGGAGGGGGACUCAGCACACACAGGCAAACAUGGACGCCUUCAGCUCAAAGGACAUGGCCAUGAGGGCGCAGAAGAAGAUCCUCAGCACCAUGGCCACCAAAAGCUCCGUCCAAAUGUUCAUUGACGACACCACCAGCGAGAUCCUGGAUGAACUCUACCAGGUCUCCAAAGAGUACUCGGGUAAUAAACCCGAGGCCCAAAAGGUGAUCAAAAACCUGAUCAAGAUUGCCGUGAAGGUCGGCGUGCUGUUCAGGAACAACCGUUUUAGCACAGAGGAGCUGGGAGUAGCUGAAGAUUUUAAGAAGAAGCUGCACAUGGGGACCAUGACAGCUAUCAGCUUCUAUGAGGUGGACUUUACCUUUGACAAGUCGGUGAUGGAGGAGCUCCUGGCCAGCUGCAGGGAUCUGCUGCUAAAGCUGGUCAACAACCACCUCACCCCUAAAUCUCACGGUCGCAUCAAGCACGUCUUCAACCAUUACUCCGACCCCGAGCUCCUGACCAAACUGUACGACCCCAGUGGCCCCCUCCGACCCCACCUCACCAAGAUCUGCAAAGGACUCAACAAACUGGUGGAGGACGGGACAAUAUGACAUAGAAACAAUACAAAUGUCAGUCAGACACUGGGAGAUCUACAGGCAGACUCACUUAAGACUGUCCGAAUUGUUCUUACUGCUGCAGAGGACUGGCAACGCAAGACAAGUGAUUUAAGAACAAAACUGUGGCCCCAUCGUUCUUAAAGAACAUGUGGGAUAAAAAUAAAGUUGGUUGAGUCACUCCUCAAGUUUUUAAUGUUUAGAGGUUAUAUAUAUAUAUAUACUGUAAAAUUGUGAUAUAUACUUUUCUAGUCAAAGUUCACAGAAACCAAACUUGAAUAGAAACUGGUUUCUACUAUAUCAGCCGUUUUGUUCGAUUACGAAACGGUAUCCGAUGUUUAAUAUUUGAGACCUUGCAAUGUUUCAUUCAGAACUACUGAUGUUGUGUAUUCAGGAGAGGAGUCAAAACAGCUGGACAGCUUGCAUAAAGAGUACAGGAAGGGAAUGAUGCCACUGUAAUACAGCACUGCCAUCUGGUGGUCAAAGAUGAUACUCCAACAACACGAUGUACUGUAUUUACUGAGGCGUUUGGAAGACAAUGCAGCCAAUAAUAAAGCAAAUAACCCCACAGUGGA
This is a messenger RNA of Morone saxatilis (striped sea-bass), 1560 nucleotides long. RefSeq names its product tumor necrosis factor, alpha-induced protein 8-like 2b (gene tnfaip8l2b). The record is from RefSeq and is a predicted model, not a curated record. Gene Ontology annotation, cellular component: cytoplasm. Lineage: Eukaryota; Metazoa; Chordata; Actinopteri; Moronidae. Gene Ontology annotation, biological process: regulation of apoptotic process. The transcript has 3 exons. The coding region runs from base 422 to 982 and encodes 186 amino acids.